Cryptomeria japonica (Japanese cedar) is the source of this 1470-nucleotide messenger RNA. Its product is annotated as tetraketide alpha-pyrone reductase 2-like. The coding region runs from base 237 to 1214 and encodes 325 amino acids. Gene Ontology annotation, molecular function: oxidoreductase activity, acting on the CH-OH group of donors, NAD or NADP as acceptor. The record is from RefSeq and is a predicted model, not a curated record. Lineage: Eukaryota; Viridiplantae; Streptophyta; Pinopsida; Cupressales; Cupressaceae. The transcript has 6 exons.
AUAAUAAUGGGUUUAGCAGGAUGAUGAGAUGAAGCAGUGCUCUCAUCAUUUUACUGUAAAUGGUGGACUAUCCAGCACACACCAUGCCCAUUUGACUGUAAGCUGAACACACAGUACCUAACACUUCACUAACAUAUGCCAUUCUUGUGUUCUCCUCAACAUGUGUAACUGCUAUAAAUAACCUUCUGGAGUUGUUACAGUUGAUAUCAGAUCGUGUUCAAGCUUUUGAGUAAGCAAUGGCAGAGAAUGGUAAGGAGAUGUGUGUGACAGGAGGAACAGGCUUCAUUGCUGCUUAUCUCAUUCGGGCUCUGCUCAACGAGGGUUACUCUGUUCGUACUACUGUUCGCAAUCCAGAUAAUUUGGAGAAGAUAGGGUAUCUAUUGGAUCUGCCUGGUGCAAAGCAGAGGCUUAAAAUACUGAAAGCAGAUCUGGUAGACGAAGGAAGUUUUGAUGAAGCAGUAAGUGGUGUAGAUGGGGUGUUUCAUACUGCUUGCCCCGUUGUAAUACCAAAUGAUCACAAUGUCAAGGAGACCUUCCUUGAUCUGUGUGUGAAAGGCGCUCUCAAUGUCCUCAAGUCUUGUUCAAGAUCACCCUCUGUAAAGAGGGUGGUGCUUACAUCCUCUUGCUCAUCUAUCAGAUAUGACUACAAUAUUGAAGAGCUUUCUCCUUUUGAUGAGUCCCAUUGGAGCAAUCCAGAAUACUGCAAACAGUAUAAUCUUUGGUACGCAUACGCAAAAACUAUUGCUGAGAAAGAGACCUGGAAGUAUGCAGAGGAGCAGGGGCUCGAUCUGGUUGUGGUGAACCCAUCAUUUGUUGUUGGGCCAGUUCUUGCUCCUGAACCUACCAGCUCUCUUGCCUUAAUCCUGAGCAUAAUGAAAGGAGGAAACAACAAAACAUACCCAAAUUUCAGGUUUGGGUUUGUUGACAUUGAUGAUGUAAUAGCAGCACAUAUACUGGCUAUGGAGGUACCAUCAGCAUCAGGGAGAAUUAUAUGCUCUGGUGAUGUUGCUCACUGGGAAGAAAUUGGGAAGAUGCUCAAGGAAAAAUAUCCCAUGUACCCAAUUGCAGACCAAUGUGGACCAGAUCAAGGCAAUGCAACACCUCAUACAAUGAACACUGGUAAGAUUAAAAACCUUGGAUUUGGCAACUUUAAAAGCCUUGACCAGAUGUUUGAAGACUGCAUUAGAAGCUUCCAGGAGAAGGGGCUGCUGUAGCAUCUGCAUUGAAUGCCAAUAUGAACUGUAAUUAACGGCAAGUCCUCUGUACUUCAGUUUUAUUGAAAAUUUAGAUUAAUGUGUAUUGAAGCGCUGAUGAAUAAGAUGUGCAAGAUGUUUCCACUUCUUGAGAAUUUUUCUCCCAUGUCUUAUAGAUUACACAUAAAAUACACAAAUUGGAUGAUGUGUUGGGAGGUACAAGAGUUGAAUGCAUAGUGUAUAGACUCGGACUCAGCAAAAACUUCACAAGCAAUUU